Messenger RNA from Nicotiana attenuata, 1384 nucleotides. Its product is annotated as ubiquinone/menaquinone biosynthesis C-methyltransferase UbiE-like. Lineage: Eukaryota; Viridiplantae; Streptophyta; Magnoliopsida; Solanales; Solanaceae. The coding region runs from base 717 to 1331 and encodes 204 amino acids. Gene Ontology annotation, biological process: tRNA methylation; RNA (guanine-N7)-methylation. The record is from RefSeq and is a predicted model, not a curated record. Gene Ontology annotation, molecular function: tRNA (guanine(46)-N7)-methyltransferase activity. The transcript has 4 exons. Gene Ontology annotation, cellular component: tRNA methyltransferase complex.
UUGUUUUUGUAUUGUUUAUUUACUGUUGAAUUUUGUGUAUGCAUAUUUACAUCUUCUAUAAUUUUUGUGGUUGUAUGUGGGUUCAUUAUAAGGAUUAUUCUUAUUUUCAAAUGAAUGUUACUGCGCAACUUGCUUAUGCUUUCAUCUAACUAUGGAAUGAAGACCCAUAUGAUUUAGUUUUGGUGGGUUUUUAUUGAGAAGGCGAAUUUUUAGCCAUAAUGACUCUUGAACUUAGAAGAAGAGAACUUUUUUGAAUGUAUUGUUUCUGAGCAUAGACAAAGCUUUCUCUUUUCUUUGAUUUUUCUUUUUCAACCUUUUGGGUGGGAAGUAUGAGUUUUUGCAGCUUUCUGCUGUUUGAGUUAGCCAUUUCUUGAAGUUGAUGACUAAUAUCUUUGGUAAAUCACUUACAUUUUCACUAUUGGGAAGCACAUGUAAACGGUAAAAAAUAUUUAGAUGAUUCUUGCAUUAGGAAGUUGGAUGACCAAAAUUUGGAAUUUUUAAACCAUUAUUAGCGAAUAGAUCGUCAAACUUUUCAAGACACAAGGCAGAAAUUCAAGAUGAAAUUAAAAGAAAUAGGAAUGGAAGAAGGUUAACCUCCUUACUGCUGCCCCUUAAGGAGAUGUGCUAAACAGAGUGAUUGAUGACUAUGCAGAAGGUGGAUUGUUAUCCUCUAUGUGUCCCUACUAAAGGUGAAAGGGUUAUCAGCUAAUGGGGUUAUGUUGCAUAAACUAAUUUCCCAAUCUUUCCAUUGGUUGGUUGAAACAAUCUCAUGUCGACAUUACUUUGAGAUUUAUAUUUGUGUUUAUGGUAUAGUUAGGAAUCUCAAGGUUUGCGUUCCAGGUAUUAAGGAAGUACCAGAAGAAGAAAAGAGCAAGAUGGUUGGGAAUGUCUUUACCAGUGUUGCUUCAAACUAUGAUCUCAUGAAUGAUCUAAUGAGUUGUGGACUGCAUCGUUUGUGGAAGGACAAAUUGGUUUCGAAGUUGAAUCCAUUUCCGGGAAUGAAGCAUCUUGAUGUGGCUGGUGGAACAGGUAGUGGGAGAUUUCUUAUGUGGCUUGCUAAAAGAAAUUCUUCAUCCAAGAAUUUUCUGGGAUUGGAAAUUCGGCCUAAGGUCUUUAUACAAUCAGAUGUGCUCGACGUGGCAGUUGACAUGAGGAAUUAUUUUGAUGUGUCUGAUAAACUUAUGCAUAUAGAUAGUGUUGAUCCAAGUUUACCUUGUGAUAGUGAUGGAUGGGUAUUGAACAACCCAAUGGGGAUAAGGACCGAGAGGGAGAUCCAUGCAGAAUUUGAAGGUUGCAAAAUCUACAGAAGGGUUUACCAAAAAGUUCAUUAAUUUUCUGGUUCAUAACUUGCUGUUGGGGAGUAUGGGUCACACAGUUUUGCUCU